GAGCUUCGUCACUUUCUCCGCUUUGUGCUGCCCGCCCCGGUCUGUCUCCAGUCAGGGGGAUCCCGUAGGUCACCGGUGUAGUGAAACCAUGACCUGACCGGUGUACCCGGCUUUAUCUGCGCUUCCUCUGAACAGGCGGUCCCGGAGGCGAGCGGCCGGCGGAGGAGGCGGAGGAGGCGGAGGAGGAGGCAUGCGUCUGGGCAGCAGCUGGAGGUGGCAGCUCUCCCGCGCCAUGAGGCAGGCGCUGCGCUGGUGCCGACUGUGCCGGCGGCGGAACGUGGGUCGGGUCGGGGGCGGCGGAGGGCGUCUCGGAGCCAGGCUGAUGGCGCUGUGGAGGUACGGCCGGCUGCUGCUGCGCUCCCUGUACUACAACAGCCUGAGCGACUCGGACACGCUGCUGGACUGCGCCUUUGAGCCGGUGUACUGGAUCGUGGACAACGUCACCCGCUGGUUUGGAGUGGUGUUCGUGUGCCUGGUGGUCCUGCUGACGUCCUCUGUGGUGAUCAUCGUCUACCUGUUCGUCCUACCAACCAUCCUCAGCACUUACCCCCUGCACUGGAUCGCCUGGCAUCUGUGCUGCGGCCACUGGCUGCUCCUCCUGGUGGUCUUCCACUACUACAAGGCCACCACCACCUCCCCUGGACACCCCCCCAAGGACAAACGGGACGUCCCCUCUGUUUCCGUCUGUAAGAAGUGCAUCACGCCCAAACCACCAAGGACCCAUCACUGUAGCAUCUGCAGCGUGUGCGUUCUGAAGAUGGACCAUCACUGCCCCUGGCUGAACAACUGUGUGGGCCACCUGAACCAUCGCUACUUCUUCUCCUUCUGCCUCUACAUGACCCUGGGCUGCAUGUACUGCAGCAUCAGCAGCAGGAACCUGUUUCUGGAGGCUUACAGCGUCAUCGAGACUUCCUUUCAGGCGACUCCUCCAGACACCAGCCCCAGAGAAAGCGUUGCCCACAAGUGCAUCAUCUUCCUCUGGGUUCUGACCAGCUCGGUCGCGGUCGCUCUGGGAGGACUCACCCUGUGGCACGCCAAGCUCAUCAGCAGAGGCGAGACCAGCGUGGAGCGCCACAUCAACCGCAAGGAGGCCAGACGGCUGCAGGAGAAGGGCAAGGUGUUCAGAAAUCCAUUCCAUCACGGCAGACUGAACAACUGGAAGUUGUUUUUUGGAGUGGAAACAAGGAGGCACUGGCUCACACGGGUCCUCCUACCGUCCAGCCAUCCUCCCAGUGGAGACGGCAUCAUGUGGGACUGCACCUUCACCAGAAGCGACCCUAUGGCCAUCUGACCUUUUGAUUCCCCUCUGAUCCAACAUGACACCCUCCAGUCAGCGAGGGCUUGCUUGUGGCACACACACAGAGAGAGAACGCCCACCCUGGCUGCUUUAGUCUCGCCGCCUGAAAUCAUCCGGCAGUGGAGAACAAGCUGGACUCUAAACAGCGGGAAGUAAAUGUGACUCGUUUGCUUAGGAUUAGUUGUCAUAUCCUGUCCUCAGAGCUGCAAGCGCCGCAGUUCUGACCCGAGACUGCACAGCUGCUGCUGGCCAGCAUGUUGGGGAGGAGUCAGAGGACCGGACCGUCUGCUUAUUCUGAGGACGGAGGUCUUGAAUGCGUAGUGGGCUGUAACUGUGGGUCGGGCGCCGAGGGCACAGCCAAGUGUGUUUGUGGGAUUCAUUUCCAUGUUUGUGUUGUUGACAACUUUACCCGGUUACUUCCUGUUGUACGUUUUGAGGAGAGUGAAAGGGGGGGGCUACAUUUAGCACUACUGAUCCGACGCUUCCUGGCGCCAAAGCAAGAGAAAAAUGAUGAACUUCAAACAUCUCAGUGGUGUAGGAGAAAGGGAGGACAAAAACUGCAACUCCUUUCAGUCUUUUUGGCUCUUUUUUCAUGUCUGUUUAGCUGUAAAUAAGCCCAUUUAAAUUAGCAAAUGAUGCACUGUGAAAUAAUUUCCAUUAAGGUCUUUGAUUUCAAUGCUUCUAGCAGUAACUGUGGGAGGGAUAAGCAGGAUUUGUUACCUUAGAACUAUGACAAGAUUCUGAUGGAAUCAGUGACCAACAGGAGCUGUGCUCCACUUUUCUUUUUAAAUAAAACACGUUUAGUUAUUUUCUG
Messenger RNA from Fundulus heteroclitus (mummichog), 2111 nucleotides. It is a transcript of the gene zdhhc16b, whose product is annotated as zinc finger DHHC-type palmitoyltransferase 16b. Gene Ontology annotation, cellular component: Golgi apparatus. The record is from RefSeq and is a predicted model, not a curated record. Gene Ontology annotation, biological process: protein palmitoylation. NCBI's taxonomy places the organism in Eukaryota, Metazoa, Chordata, Actinopteri, Cyprinodontiformes, Fundulidae. The transcript has 10 exons. Gene Ontology annotation, molecular function: palmitoyltransferase activity. The coding region runs from base 191 to 1291 and encodes 366 amino acids.